Messenger RNA from Lodderomyces margitis, 2175 nucleotides. It is a transcript of the gene PXP2, whose product is annotated as Pxp2p. The coding region runs from base 1 to 2175 and encodes 724 amino acids. Lineage: Eukaryota; Fungi; Ascomycota; Pichiomycetes; Serinales; Debaryomycetaceae. Gene Ontology annotation, molecular function: acyl-CoA oxidase activity; fatty acid binding; FAD binding. Gene Ontology annotation, cellular component: peroxisome. The record is from RefSeq and is a predicted model, not a curated record. The transcript has a single exon. Gene Ontology annotation, biological process: lipid homeostasis; fatty acid beta-oxidation using acyl-CoA oxidase.
AUGGCUAUUACAAGUCUUCCACCUGAUCUUCACCUCAAUGCUACCAAGAAGGAUCCCGACACCCAUGCUAGAAUUGUCAAGGAUGUCAUUUCAUCACGCCCAGCUCCUAAUCCAGCUGAGGAUAUCGCAAAGGAAAGAGCUAACAUCGAUUGGAACUUGAAGGAAGUUCACGAAUUUUUGGAAGGUAACGAAGCUAAAUCUAACGAAAUAUUACGUCUUUACCAAUCGAUUGAACGUGACCCAAUUUUACAAACAAGACCAGAACACUUUGAUAUUACUCAAAAGGAAGAAAGAGAAUUGGUCGCUAAGAGAAUUGACAAGAUGGCUAGAUUUAUUGAAAUCGAACCAUAUGAAAAAUUUAGAAGAAGAAUGCAAUUGAUGACUGUUAUUGACCCAUCCUUGGGUGUUAGAAUGUCGGUCAACUUGGGGUUGUUUUUAAACUGUAUCAGAGGAAAUGGUACCUCAAAACAAUACGAUUUCUGGGCCCACAAGAAGGAAAGUGCCAUCAUUAAACAAAUGUAUGGUUGUUUUGGUAUGACUGAAUUGGCCCACGGUUCCAAUGUCGCCGGUUGUGAAACUACAGCUACUUUUGACCCAAAGACAGAUGAGUUUAUCAUUGAUACUCCACACAUUGGUGCUACUAAGUGGUGGAUUGGUGGCGCUGCCCACUCUGCUACUCACACUGUUUGUUACGCCAGAUUAAUCAUUAAAGAUGUUGACUAUGGUGUCAAGACUUUUGUUGUUCCAUUGAGAGACUCACAACACAACUUGUUGCCUGGUAUUGCUAUUGGUGAUAUUGGUGCAAAGAUGGGUAGACAAGGUAUUGAUAAUGGUUGGAUUCAAUUUACCGAAGUUAGAAUCCCAAGAUUCUUUAUGUUGCAAAGGUGGUGUAAGGUUGACCGUAAAGGUAAUGUGACCUUGCCACCAUUGGAACAAUUGAGUUACAUCUCACUUUUGGAAGGUAGAGUUGGUAUGGCUGCUGAUUCUUAUAGAAUUGGAGCAAGAUUCACCACCAUUGCUUUGAGAUAUGCUGUUGGUAGAAGACAAUUCAACAAGAGCGGUGGCCCUCAAGAGACUCAAUUGAUUGACUACACUUUGCACCAGAGAAGAUUAUUCCCAUACUUGGCAUUGACCUAUGCUGCUGCUGUUGGUACUGACAGAUUGGAGGUUGAACAUAACCAAUUGUUGGACAAUUUGGACAAAGGGUUAAAGACAAACGACAAGUUGUUGUUGAAAACUACUAUAGCUGACACCAAGUCCAUGUUUGUUGAUUCAGGUUCAUUGAAGUCUACUUUGACUUGGGAAGCUUCCAACUUGAUUGACGAGUGCAGACAAUCUUGUGGUGGUCACGGUUACUCUGGUUACAAUGCCUUUGGUAAAACAUACAAUGAUUGGGCAGUUCAAUGUACCUGGGAAGGUGACAACAAUGUUUUAGCAAUGGCUGCUGGUAAGGCCGUUAUCAAGACUGUUCAACAAGUUUUGAAUGGUAAGAAGGUCAAGAAUUCUACUUUGGAAUUCCUUAACGCUGCCCCAGAGUUGGCUAAGGCUAAGAAACCAGUUAUCAGAGUCAAGGACCAUGUUGACGAACCUGAUCGUGUUUUGAAGGCCAUUGCAAGUUUAAUCUCCAAAACUUCUAUGGACUUGAUUCCAAUGUCUCAUCAAUCAUGGGAUGCUAUUAGUGCACAAAGAGUCGUUUUAUCUAAAUUGAGAUGCCACUACUACCUUUUGGAAACAUUUAUCGAAAGAUUGGAAACUCAAAUCACCGCCAAGUCACCAGCAAGACCUCAUUUGGAAGACGUUCUCAAGUUGUACUACGUCACAAACAUCUUGGGUCCAUUUAUUGGUGAAUUCUUGAGAUACGGUGUCAUUUCUCCAAAUGUUGCCAAGUACAUCACCUAUGUCUACCCCCAAGCUUUGUGCUUAAAGGUUAGACCAUAUGUUAUUGGAUUAACAGACUCAUUCCAGCAACCAGAUAACAUUAUCCACUCAUUGAUUGGUAAGUACAAUGGUGACAUUUACAACAACUACUUAUCAGCAGUUAAAUCGGUCAACAAUCCACGUGAUCCUAAAGCCCCAUACAGUGUUGCUCUUGAAGACAUGUUGAACAGAAGUUCAUUGGAUGAAAGAGAAAGAGGUGAAAAAUCAGAGAAAACCGCUGCUAUCUUAUCCAAGUAA